This is a messenger RNA of Neospora caninum, 477 nucleotides long. RefSeq lists its product as hypothetical. The coding region runs from base 1 to 477 and encodes 158 amino acids. Gene Ontology annotation, molecular function: peptidyl-tRNA hydrolase activity. Gene Ontology annotation, cellular component: mitochondrion; cytosol. The record is from RefSeq and is a predicted model, not a curated record. Lineage: Eukaryota; Apicomplexa; Conoidasida; Eucoccidiorida; Sarcocystidae. The transcript is spliced from 5 exons.
AUGAGCUUGCGGCUCUUCCCGAAUAUACGCCGACAGCUGCGCCGCCCGAAAGCGACAAAAGUUGCGCACCGUGGCAACGACACAGAGAGCGAAAAAGAGUCUGACGACAGCGAGGACGAAGACGAGAACUGCAAAAUGGUGCUCUGCGUUCGCCAAGACCUGAACAUGGGAAAGGGAAAGAUCGCUGCUCAGUGCGGCCACGCGACGCUUGGCGCCUACAGACAGGCGGAGCGUCGCCAGGAUCCUUUCCUGGCGUCGUGGACUUCUUCCGGGCAGAAGAAAAUUGCCGUAAAAAUCAAAGACGAGGCAGAGAUGCGAAGUCUGCAUGCAGACGCAAAACAAAAGGGUGUCAACGCCUAUGCGGUGUGCGACGCUGGGCGCACGCAAGUCCCCGCCGGCUCCUUCACCGUCCUUGCCGUGGGACCAGGUCCUGAGAGCCUCGUCGACGCCGUGACGGGGCACUUGAAGCUACUCUGA